This is a messenger RNA of Microsporum canis CBS 113480, 2814 nucleotides long. Its product is annotated as PX domain-containing protein. The transcript is spliced from 8 exons. NCBI's taxonomy places the organism in Eukaryota, Fungi, Ascomycota, Eurotiomycetes, Onygenales, Arthrodermataceae. The record is from RefSeq and is a predicted model, not a curated record. Gene Ontology annotation, molecular function: phosphatidylinositol binding. Bases 1 to 2814 code for a protein of 937 amino acids.
AUGGGUGUCGAUACUAAGAGUGGUGUAAACGGGGAGAAAGAAAUGAAGGGGAACGGAAGCUCCUCUGCCCAGAUACUGUCCGGAAAACAGGAACACUACCUAAAGCGAGAAUUGAUCGGUAGCCAAGUUUCGAGCGAGAUUGUAGAGCUCAACUCCCCUACUGCGUUACGACGAUUUGGCGCACCGUUUAAAUCAGACUUUGGAGAAAUAGCGCCUGUCGACUCGGAAUUGCCAAUUCUACGCUAUAUAUUCGUUAACCAUGUCCGGAAUUUCCCCUUUUUAGAUAAGGCGCACGAGAAAGAAUUCUGGCAGGACCGGCUACAAGUGUUUCUAGAGUCCUUUGCCAAUAAGAAUAUCUCGUCAAGUGAGGAUCGUCAUGAAGAAACUAAGAGACGGAAACUUGCGAAGAAAUGUGAAAAAGUAGUUGAGCUGAUGAUGGUUUCGGGGAUACCAACUUCCUCAGGAUAUGAGGAAAGAAUACGCUUUUCAGAAAUGGAGGUCGUCGACAGAAGUGCAAACGAGCAGGGGUUGCUUGUCAAUAUGCCUGAAGGGAAUGUUAUAAACGGCUGGGACGUGAACAUUGCCGCAGUUAGGACGACUCUUGUAAGACGAACUUUAAGGUACCAUCAACACGCGGCACUAGUUCUCAUUGAUGAUUUGCAGGAAUUCCUGAUUCGAGUUCGUCAAGAAAAUGGCUCCAGUAUAUACAUUGGUCGGCGCUUUGGUGACUUCGCGAGAUUGCACAAAAAUCUACGAGCAGAGCUCCCAGGGAAGGUCAUACCUCCUCUCCCAAGGAAAAACAAAAACUCAGUAUCGUCAUCGUUUCUUGGUUCAAGUAUAGAUGACGAUGCAUCGUCGACAUCGUCCGUCAAUACCCUAGAGACAAGCGAGAAUCAGUCUACACGAAAUCUUGUUGUUCCGGGAACCCUAAAGCACAAGUCUUCUAUCUCCUCUCUUAAAUCUAUAGGAUCACUGUCACCCAGAGCAUCAGGGGAAUUGCAGAGUGAAACUGUCUCGUUGUACAGAGAAGAGCAACGAGUCUCCCUUCGCGCUUUUUUGAGAUUAAUUCUACAAAACAAUAGAAUAGCCUCGUCAAAAGCUAUGAGGGAAUUUCUAACGGACAAACCGAUUACCUUGAACGAAGAAGAACAAAUUGAUAUUGAAAGAAGAAAAGAGCUUGAUGCAAAACGGAUUGAGGAGCAAAAGCGCUUUUAUGAGAUUGCGCGUAAACGUGCCCGUGAAUUAGACGUCUACAUGGAGCAAUUCAGGCAAGAUAUUGUGGAAAGGAAUGGCCUCACGAAGCUCUUCCAAGAGAUCAGAGAAAAGGACUCCGUAGAAGCUUUGAGCCCCCAAUAUCAAAAAUUUGCAGAAUGGCUGCGUAUUGAGGUCGCCGCCACAUUAUACCAUAUUUUCUUAGCCGAGGAUAACUCACCCGAGCUAUUUGCUCAGGCUAAAAGAAUACAUUCUCUGGUCCCUUAUUCCAUCCUAAAGAAUGUCAUUCGCAUUGCUAAUCCUGCCGCUGUUAUGGCUGGGGUACUAGAUCUUUUCCUUGCUCAGCCAUUUGGGGCUAGAUCACUCCUGCAACGUAUUUUCUCCAUGGCAAUUCAAGACGGCGUGAAAGCGUUCCAGAAGUCUGUUGAUAGCUUAGCAACUAGGAUUGAGGAUAAUAUCCUAGUAGACAAGCUUCGAGCAUUUACGGAAGCUGAUGAGGGAGUGAAAAAUGAACUUCGUGCUGAAGCAGAGGCAGAGAGCGUCGACAUCGUUGUUGUAGUUCUGCGGUCAGAGUAUUUUCAACCAGAACUCACAGUACGGCAGAUUGAAAAAGUGUUCAAUUCUUACGUCGCUUGGGUGAGCGCGGUUGAAAGUCUCCAUGACCCUGAAAUACAGCAAGGUGCCCAGUGGUUCUCGUACUUAAAGCAGCUCUUGAAGGUGCUUACAAGGCAGAGAGAUAAGACAAUGAUGCUGAAUAUCAUUGAAGAGGUAAGGCUACUGCUUUCGUUUGACAUCAAAAUUAUGUACCUACUGACGUUGGAGCAGCCUGUGACACUACAACUUUUCCGCGACCUAUUCACCAUCUUUUACGAACCGUUAGUCCGUGUUUACAAGUCAGCAAACGUCUAUAAUAGCAUUACGGACUUUGCCGACUUUGCAAAUGAUGCUAUUGCUGUGAUCGAACGCGCUCAAAGACAGGAUAUUUCCGCUGACCCAAACCAAACCGUUCAGUCGUUCAUCGACCUUUGUACCCGUCAUCAACAGAGUUUCUAUAAAUUCGUUCAUGAAGUUCAUAUCCAUGAUAACGGAUUGUUUGCAUCACUGAUGACAUGGCUGGAAGACAUUCUCAAGUUUCUCCGUGAGGGGCCAGAGAGCGGAGGCACCCUUGACAUGAACGCGCUCUUCCAAGGAGCUGUUUCUGCUGGCCAAAUCGAUAAGAACAUUGCCAUUGCAGAGAUCGAUGCUAUCAUCAAAUGGCAUUCUGACAGAAAGAAGUGGCAUCAGGAUAAGACUCGACAGAAGAUGGCUGCUGAAGGCUUUAAUGAGCAAAUACCGGGUGCUACAACGUUUAAAAGCAGCGAUUUUGGACUCCAUGAGGCCGACUUGGAAGACCUUGUGAUUGAGGAUGACGCUUCUGACCCGUCUGACGAAAACUCAGAAGACGAUGAUAUGGACCCUAUAGCAUUUGAACGUAAACGCCGCGCUAAACACCAAGACCGCCUGCGUCGCACUGCAGGUGAACCUGUGAAGCCUAAUGUAUCAGAGAUAUUGAAGUUACGAGAAUCCUUUGGGUCGAUGUUGAGGAUGGUCCUCGCUGGUUAG